AUGCAGCUCAGCUAUGACUUUGCACGCGAGCGGCAAAUUCUCGAGGAGAGCCGGGCUCCGCCGAGCCCUCCACCGUUACUCGCCGACCCCACACCAGAGCCCAGCUCAAGAGCGGCAUCGCCACAGGCGGAUGAUGACGCUCCUAAUCACGAGACAUCGGCUGGAACAAAGUUGCCGCCGCCUUCGGAUGCAGAUCAGGUCGCAAAAAACGAGGCCUCAUCAUCGCCUUCACCUCUUGACCCGGGCCAGCAGCAAGACCAUGCUGCGUCCACCACGAGCAAACCACCUCGGCCACCCCCUCCCUCGAGCCGCUAUCUUCCCCCACAAUCGGCGGCCUCGGAUGGAACACCAAGCCCCAUGCCCGGCGUGGCCAUGGCCAUGCUGGACGAAGCCUUGAUGACUGAAGCUGCGCGAAAAUCGACGCCCGCACGCCGCACGCCCUCGCAGCCUGUCAAGGCGACCACCUCUGCGUCUCCCGCCGUCGAUACCACCGCACCUGCCACCGACGACACUUUGCCGGUAGAGCCUGCUUCGACUUUGCCUGCUUCCGCGGGGGCUGCAGGCGAUUCGGCCGAGGACAGUGAUGAAGAUGCGGCCGACGAGGUGGUGGUGCCUCACUCACCCAAUGACCUGCUUUCCUUCGACCCGCUGGCGGUACGCUUUCGGCGCCAUUCUUCCAAGCGGGCUAGUCAACCCAACGGCUCGUCAGCUGACACCGUUGCAACAACAGCCCCGGCCGUAGCAGCCCCGCGGUCGCCCGCGCGCUUCGGCCGCGACGAGCACAUCAACCUCCUCUUUCCUGCCCCGCCGUCGGCCACCUCAGAUGACGGUGUCAACAUCUCGCAUUUUGAUCACCUUUCCAAUACAACCCCCUUUGAUGAUGCCACCCUGGCCUCCUUGGAUCACCACACCAUGCUUCAGAUGCUCUAUGGUGGUGUGGGCGAAUCGAGUGAGCAGGAUCCAACCCCGGCAGCAGCCGAGCACGCAAGUGCUGCGCCAAAGGCCGCAGAUGCGACCCCUCCGGCGUCAAGCCCUAUGGCCGUACCCACGUCGGCUUCAACUACAAAGCCAAUUACGCGCCCACGCGCCACAUCCGAGGAUGAGGUUGCUGCAUUAGCGUCAGAGCUGAGCUCAUGGCUUGGUUCGGAUGGCUUGGCACAUGCCUCCCCUUCAACUAGCAACCCCGGCGAAGUCUUUGCCUCGUCCCAAUCGGGUAGCCAGCCAACACGGGCCGCGGUACCCAAAGACUCGCCCGCACCCGCUGCCAAGGGCGGGGAGACUGUCCAGGACCGCCUGGUCCAAAUGGGGUUUGCUCAGCCCCUGGUGCAAUCUGUCGUACGCCGCCAUGGCCGAGAUGAUCCCGACAAGCUGCUCUCCCACUUGAUGGAGCUGCAAGACUUGCUGGACCGGGCCAAGGAAUGCAGUCCUGAUGAUGUGAUUCUGGUGACCGAGGCUACCGAGGAACCCGAACUGCGAAGCAAGGUUUUGGCGCAAUUGCCAAUGCUACGAGACAUGGGCUUUGACGGAGGAGCCAGCGUUGCUGCCCUCAUCUCAUCGCGUGCAGCCAGCAUGGGUGGGCGCAACUCCAAGGAAAAGCCGUUGGCUUUUGGCAGCUUCAAAGUCAAUGCCCUCGAGCUCAACGAAGAGGGCGUGCUCAAGCAGGAAUCCAAAGAGCUCAGCUUGGCGCGGUGCGUGUUUGCCCUCGGCUCGCCGCCCCUCUGCCCCGCCCCUGGCCGUCCAUAAGCCUUCUUCUGGCCGCCCGCACGGCUAGCAAGCUGGCAUUUGAUUCCUCUGCAUCCAGUGUCGUCGUCGGUCGCGCGACAAGUCUCAUUGAUUGUUCAAACUCAGGUCUGAAGACUUGGUCUUUCGCUUCUCGUCCUUCGAGCGCGGCGUCUUUCACAUUCGCGCCAAGUUCCUAGGUGCAGUGCUCGAGGUUUGUUUGCAUGCCAUGCAUGCGACAACUGGUUAAAUACUGUUGUGCUGUUUAAAAAAGCGCGUGUGCUUGGCCGCCAAGCCUACGCAAGCCCUCACCCGAGGACCUCCCCACAAC
Messenger RNA from Monosiga brevicollis MX1, 2050 nucleotides. RefSeq lists its product as uncharacterized. The transcript is spliced from 3 exons. NCBI's taxonomy places the organism in Eukaryota, Choanoflagellata, Craspedida, Salpingoecidae. The record is from RefSeq and is a predicted model, not a curated record. Bases 1 to 1743 code for a protein of 580 amino acids.